Molecule: messenger RNA, 1315 nt
Organism: Glycine soja
Lineage: Eukaryota; Viridiplantae; Streptophyta; Magnoliopsida; Fabales; Fabaceae
Product: protein DMR6-LIKE OXYGENASE 2-like
Exons: 4
Coding region: 81-1118 (345 amino acids)
Source: RefSeq, a predicted model, not a curated record
AACCUCAUCAAUUUUCAUACCCUAAUCCGUAGCAGGAAUCUACAGCACCAUCCUCCAUAGCCACCACAUCAUAGCCAGCAAUGGCCACCACAAAGCCAUUGUUAACCGACUUAGCCUCCACCGUUGAUCGUGUUCCCUCUAACUUCAUCAGGCCCAUUGGUGACCGUCCAAACCUUCAGCAACUUCACUCCUCCAUUGCUUCUAUUCCCAUCAUCGACCUUCAAGGCCUUGGUGGCUCCAAUCAUUCCCAAAUCAUCCAAAACAUUGCACAUGCUUGCCAAAAUUAUGGCUUCUUUCAAAUUGUGAACCAUGGGAUUCCGGAGGAGGUGGUGAGCAAGAUGGUGAAUGUGUCAAAAGAGUUCUUUGGUUUGCCGGAGAGUGAGAGGCUGAAGAAUUACUCUGAUGACCCAACCAAGACCACAAGACUCUCCACCAGUUUCAAUGUCAAGACUGAGAAAGUUUCCAACUGGAGAGACUUCUUGAGACUUCACUGCCACCCCCUUGAGGAUUACAUUCAAGAAUGGCCUGGCAACCCUCCAUCUUUCAGGGAAGAUGUGGCGGAGUAUAGUAGAAAGAUGAGGGGUUUAUCACUGAAGUUGCUUGAGGCUAUCUCAGAGAGUUUGGGGUUGGAAAAGGAUUAUAUAGACAAAGCAUUGGGGAAACAUGGGCAGCACAUGGCCAUAAACUACUACCCUCCAUGUCCUGAGCCAGAGUUAACAUAUGGUUUGCCAGCUCAUGCUGACCCAAAUGCAAUUACUAUUCUGCUCCAAAAUCAAGUCCCUGGCUUGCAAGUCCUCCAUGAUGGCAAGUGGCUAACCGUCAAUCCUGUUCCUAACACCUUCAUUGUCAAUAUUGCUGACCAAAUUCAGGUGAUAAGCAACGAUAGGUACAAGAGUGUGCUGCAUCGAGCAUUGGUGAAUUGUGAGAAGGAGAGAAUGUCCAUUCCAACAUUCUAUUGCCCUUCACCUGAUGCAUUGAUAAAACCAGCACCACAACUCGUAGACAAGGAACAUCCUGCGCAGUACACAAACUUCACAUACAGAGAAUACUACGACAAGUUCUGGAUCAGAGGACUUUCAAAAGAAACAUGCGUGGACAUGUUCAAGGCUCAAGAUUAAAUUAGCUCAACCAUAUUGCUGACAAAAAUAUGCGCGCACACUAGUUGAAGAACUUUAGUUUAUCUCAUUUUGAAUAUUAGACACCAGUUAAUGAGCUUUUAAUUUAGGUGAAAGGUCUUCAGAGUUUUUGAAAUUUGUACGUAGAGAUCUUUUUAUACACAAAUAAAAUAAAUUAUCAUAUGAUUUGCGAGUAUUGA